GGAAAGAGUUGUAAACGCAAAGCGCGUGCUGGAAAAGCAGAGGCGCGUAGAGCUGAGAGCAGCGCGAGCACCGGAGACCAGCAGGGGCAUCUCUCGUCACAACAUCCAGCCUCUCAUUCGCCCGCUCUCCAUUUAUUCGCGAUUUUUUUCGUUUUUAUCGUUGAAGCCUUAAUCGUAGGAAGCGAUAGGACCCGAGUUCCUCAGCGAGGCUUUUGUUAGCCCGUGUUGGGGGCAGUUACUGUUGCCCCUCAGCGGGGGAGCGCAUUAUCAUCUUUCGGUAAUUUGGGAGGCAAAACCGCAGCCUCUCACUUCGUGUUCGUUAAAUAUCGAUUUUAUGUGUGUUGUUGCGUAAUUUCGGAUCUAGUAAAACCAGAUUACCUGGGAUUUUUUAAAAAACACUGUCGCGGUUCUUUGUGUUGCUUCUGCUUCUUGUCCCUGUUUUCAAGCUAACGUUACCAUAAGUUCCGCACUCCGAGCUCCAAAACAUGUGCUCCCGGGUGUGGUUUAUCACAGACCGGCGGAUCAGCCAGGAGUACCCGCAGGUCCAGAUCCUGCGAGCUCUGAAGGAGCGCUGCGCCGAGGACGAUGUUGAAUUCCGCUAUCUUCUAAUGGAUGAGAUCGUCCUGACCAUCACGGAUGGACAGCUCGGUCUGCGGGUUGGGCAGGAAAUCGUUACAUCAUUCCCGCAAGUUGCUGUGGUGCGCGUUCCGACCCCAUGGGUCCAGUCGGACAGCGACAUCACUGUUCUGCGUCACCUGGAGAAGAUGGGCUGUCGUCUGGUCAACCGGCCUCAGGCCAUCCUCAACUGUGUCAACAAGUUCUGGACCUUCCAAGAACUCGCCGGACAUGGAGUGCCUCUGCCAGACACGUACUCCUACGGAGGACACGACAACUUCCGCAAGAUGAUCGAUGAAGCCGAGCCGCUGGGUUACCCUGUGGUGGUGAAGAAUGCUCGUGGACACAGAGGUAAAGCGGUGUUCCUGGCCCGGGAUAAGCACCACCUCUCAGACCUGUGUCAUCUGAUUCGCCAUGACGCCCCGUACCUGUUUCAGGAGUAUGUCAAGGAGAGCCAUGGGCGGGAUGUGCGAGUGGUUCUGGUCGGGGGGAGAGUGAUCGGAUCCAUGCUGCGCUGCUCUACCGACGGACGCAUGCAGAGCAACUGCUCACUGGGUGGGGUGGGAAUGAUGUGCCCCCUCAGUGAGCAGGGGAAGCAGCUGGCUGUGCAGGUGUGCAAUAUUUUGGGGAUGGACGUCUGUGGAGUCGACCUGCUGCAGCUAAACGACGGUUCCUUCGUGGUGUGCGAGGUCAACGCCAACGUGGGCUUCAUCGCGUUCGACCAGGCUUGUGGGAUGGACGUGGCAGGCACUGUGGCUGACUACAUCCUCUCCCUUCUUCCAAGCCGCCUCAACAGAAAGAUGUCGCUGCUUUCUGUGGUCUCCAGCACCAGCGAAACCAGCAGCGAGCCCGAGGUGUGUAUCCCGACCGAGGUGAUAAUCCCAACGGAGGUGUGUAUUCCCAAUGAGAUCUGCCCACCCGGCGCUACCUGUGCCAUCACUGACGCCGUCUCCACCAUGAGCACAAGCUCCACCUCCAGCGAGAGCGAGGUGGAUCUAACAGAAACAGGCCCCGCUCCCGUCACUGCAGAUCCUACCUACAAUAUCAACUCCCUUCUCGCGAGUGAGAUAAAACUGUUGACUGAGUGAGUUGGAAUUACAGCCACAAACACACACUUACAUAUACACACACACACACACACACACACACAUACACAAACAUCAAAGAGCGAAACAUACCGAAGUGGACAUUUUACAUACAGAUGCACACAUGUAAUCAUACUACCCCUCCCUGUAAACCCCCGUCUGAGGCUGCUCCCCUGAUGUUUCUUCUCCAUUGACAGACUAUAGAAAUAUACAAGUGUACAGUGCAGUUGGAAGUGCACUAGCUAGUGUACACUCCAGCCUGGCUGUAGUGCACCAGCUGGAUAUGUGUUUGUCACUGUAAUUUGAGGGUGCAUGCACUGUAGAGUGGUUUUACCGGGACGUGAUUCCCAAAUGUAACCUUUCAGCUACCAUCAACUGGAUUCUGAUGUACAUACUGUGGGUUAGGGUACACACAUACUGACUUACACUUAAGGACAUAUUAAAGUCUGUAUUAUAGAGAGAGAAUGAAUAAAUUUUGUCUGUUACAAA
Cyprinus carpio (common carp) is the source of this 2189-nucleotide messenger RNA. Its product is annotated as beta-citrylglutamate synthase B. Gene Ontology annotation, biological process: protein modification process. Lineage: Eukaryota; Metazoa; Chordata; Actinopteri; Cypriniformes; Cyprinidae. The record is from RefSeq and is a predicted model, not a curated record. Gene Ontology annotation, cellular component: cytoplasm. Gene Ontology annotation, molecular function: ATP binding; ligase activity, forming carbon-nitrogen bonds; metal ion binding.